This is a messenger RNA of Gopherus evgoodei (Goodes thornscrub tortoise), 1221 nucleotides long. RefSeq names its product zinc finger protein 787-like. The record is from RefSeq and is a predicted model, not a curated record. Gene Ontology annotation, biological process: regulation of immune system process; negative regulation of transcription by RNA polymerase II; regulation of cytokine production. The transcript has 3 exons. NCBI's taxonomy places the organism in Eukaryota, Metazoa, Chordata, Testudines, Testudinidae. Bases 42 to 758 code for a protein of 238 amino acids.
CGGGCCAGGGAUUGGGGGGUGGCCUGGAGCCCCCAGCCACCAUGAGGGUUCAGCGCAGGCUGGCGAGGGAGCCCCUGGAGAUCCAGGUGGUGAGGGUGAAGGAGGAAGGAACCGGGUGCCCCGAGUACGUCUCGGAGCCGUUGAGCCAGGAGGGGGCCGAUGGCCUCAGCACCUGCUGCCACGCCCACCCGGGGCCGUGCCUGUUCCUUGCCCUGCCCGCCCUGCUGGCAGUGUCCCCGCAGCCACGCCCCGGCACCGAGUGGGACCCCAGCCCCACGGCUAAGCCCUUCGCCUGCUCGGUCUGCCCUAAGCGCUUCCAGCGCUCCUCGGACCGGCGGGACCACGAGCGGGUGCACACGGGCGAGCGCCCCUACCGCUGCCAGGUGUGCAGCCAGCACUUCACCCAGUCCUCAGUGCUGACCGGCCACAUGCGCAUCCACGCGGGCGAGCGCCCCUUCGCCUGCGGCAUCUGCAGCCAGCGCUUCACCCAGUCCUCAGCCCUGUCCACCCACCAGCGCAUCCACACGGGCGAGUGCCCCUUCCGCUGCCCUGGCUGCCCCAAGAGUUUCAACAACUCCUCCAAGUACGCCAAGCGCCGGCGGCUGCACUCGGGGAAGCGCCCCCACCGCUGCGCCCUGUGCGGAAAGGGCUUCCAGGAGCGCCAGUGGGUGGUCUGGCACCUCCAGGCCAGGCACCCUCCGCUGGGGUGGGCACCAGGUGGGGCCCACGGCCGGCCCCUGCACCUGCCAGUGGACUGAAUACCCACAUCCAGGCUGGGCAGCAGUCAUUGGCAUGUGGUGCAGUUGGGGAGGCCAUGGCAUGGCCAGGCGAUGGGCACUGGGCUGAGAGGUAAAAUGCCUCAGCCAAAUCCUCUGCUAGCAGCGAUCUCCCCCCCCCACGUAUGUCCUGCUUUGGGAUGCUCUGGAGCGCGGGUGGGGGAAGUGUUCACCCGCCCAGUUUUCAGCAUGCUGUUUUUCACCUUUGUGGAAUGAAUUUUUUUCCCACCCCAAACCUCAAAAAUAACCAGAACAUCUCCCAUUCGAUAUAAAACAUGGGGGGGGGGGGCAUUUCCCCUCCACAACAUGGAAAAUAACUUGCAAAACAAAUCAAUUUUCCCCCAAUGCUCCAGAGAUUACAAGCUUGGUUGAUAAAGGGCAUCGUUUUGAUCUAAUAUUUUGACUUGGUACCGCGCAAUAUUUUGAUCAAGACUUUAGAAUGGUG